AUGCCUAUUUGCAUCACUUUGCCUGGCACAAAGUGGUGUGGCCCAGGAAAUACGGCAGCCAACUACGAGGACCUGGGACGUGAGAGGGAAACUGAUAGAUGUUGUCGUGCCCACGACCAUUGCGAGGAGAUAAUGGAGUCACAUGGCUCGCUGCAUGGUUUGCCCAACAACACGGAUUGGUUUCCCAUUCUCAAGUGCAACUGCGAGCAGCAGUUCAUCAAUUGCCUGCAGGCUGUUAACACCAUGACUUCCAAUACUUUGGGUCGCAUCUACUAUGGAACGCGCAGCAAAUGCUUUGCUCUGGGCUUCCCCACCACCGGAUGCAAGCAGUACCAGGAGGGAACUUUCCGUAAGCGCUGUGUUCGUUACACUGUCAACAAGCAGGCGGCCAAACUGUGGCAGUUCUAUGAUAUGCCAUUUUACACAAAUGCUGCAACACUAUUAAACAAAUCCUGACACGGGGAAUUGUAAUCACUA
Molecule: messenger RNA, 477 nt
Organism: Drosophila sulfurigaster albostrigata
Lineage: Eukaryota; Metazoa; Arthropoda; Insecta; Diptera; Drosophilidae
Product: phospholipase A2-like
Exons: 3
Coding region: 1-456 (151 amino acids)
Biological process (GO): arachidonate secretion; phospholipid metabolic process
Source: RefSeq, a predicted model, not a curated record